Schistocerca cancellata (South American locust) is the source of this 1182-nucleotide messenger RNA. RefSeq names its product ankyrin repeat domain-containing protein 65-like. NCBI's taxonomy places the organism in Eukaryota, Metazoa, Arthropoda, Insecta, Orthoptera, Acrididae. The transcript is spliced from 3 exons. Gene Ontology annotation, molecular function: protein binding. The record is from RefSeq and is a predicted model, not a curated record. Bases 1 to 1182 code for a protein of 393 amino acids.
AUGGCCAGAGAAAGGAAAAAGACUGUAGAAUUCUACUACAGCGUGCUAAGGGAACUCUACAAUCUAACAGAUGCAAUUCCUACGAGAUUAAAAGACAUCAAGCAAAUAAAAGCAAAAUUAUCAAGUCUGAAACGUAAGAAACUGGAGGGACUUGAAAUGAAAUCCAAAGCAGAGUCAGUCACUGAAGAUGAGACUGCUGCAGUGUACCACCUUGUCAGACACGCCAAGAAUAGAAGUAGUUUCGUGGAUGAACUUCAGAUCAAUGAUGGUACCAUACUCACCACCCAGAAGGAAAUAAUUACAGAGACCUCAGCGUACUAUGAACGUAUGUAUGCGUCAGGGGAAACAAACGAAGGAGAAUACGAUGAGCUCUUUGGUGCUUAUCUUCCACGAAUAUCGCGAGAUGAUGAUAACAUUUCUUCGGACAUCACCAAGGAAGAUUUAUUAGAAAUCGUGAGCCUCUCUGCUAAGGAGAGGGGCAGGAGGCUGCUCCAGGCGGCUGACCGGGGGGCAGUGGGGCAGCUGAGGGCGCUGAUCGCCGCAGGGGCCCACGUGGGGGCGAGGGGCGGGGGUGGGCAGACCGCCCUGCACUGGGCAGCACAGAGGGGAGACGUCGAGGCGGCGAGGCUGCUGGUGGGGGCGGGGGCGGCGGUGGGCGCCAGGAAUGGCGGUGGGUGGACGCCGCUGCAUGUUGCGGCAUUCUAUUGGCAGGCAGAUGUGGCGGCUGCGCUGCUCGAUGCGGGGGCCGACAGGGGUGCCACAACUGGUGAUGGGCGGACAGCGCUGGACAUGGCCAGGCAGAGCCUCUCUGCAGAGGAGAGGGGCAGGAGGCUGGUCCAGGCGGCUGAGCGGGGGGCAGUGGGGGAGCUGAGGGCGAUGAUCGCCGCAGGGGCCGACGUGGGGGCGACAAACGGGGGUGGGUGGACCGCCCUGCACUGGGCAGCGUGCAAGGGAGACGGCGAGGCGGCGAGGCUGCUGGUGGGGGCGGGGGCGGUGGUGGACGCCAGGAAUGACAGUGGGUGGACGCCGCUGCAUUACGCGGCAGCCUAUGGCCACGCAGAAGUGGCGGCUGCGCUGCUCGUCGCGGGGGCCGACAGGGGGGCCACAACUGGUGGUUGGGGGACAGCGCUGGACAUCGCCAGGCGGUGCAACCGGAGGCGGCUGGUGGUGAUGCUGUUAUGA